Molecule: messenger RNA, 1413 nt
Organism: Emiliania huxleyi CCMP1516
Lineage: Eukaryota; Haptophyta; Isochrysidales; Noelaerhabdaceae
Exons: 4
Coding region: 1-1413 (470 amino acids)
Biological process (GO): nucleocytoplasmic transport; activation of GTPase activity
Cellular component (GO): perinuclear region of cytoplasm; nucleus; cytosol
Molecular function (GO): small GTPase binding; GTPase activator activity
Source: RefSeq, a predicted model, not a curated record
AUGUCAGCUGACAGUGUGGCCAUCCAGAUUGACGGCAGCCGCCACGCCGGCGGCCGCUUGUACAAGUUCGAGGACUUCUUCGAUGCGCCAAAGUUGAUCCCGAGAAAGCCGGGCGACAUCCCUUGCGCCGUCAAGGCACUCACGAGCAGGCCCAAGGCCUCAGUUGUGGAGUCCGUACGCUCUAUGCACGCGGAGCUUCGCACGGAGGUGCCACCAGCGUGGUCCGACGCAGGCAAGCUGGCAAUCCAUUGCAACAACUUCAGUGCGCGACGCGCCUUGGUAGUGUUACACCUGCGCACUGGAUGGGCAGACGUCUCAGCAAACGCGGCGGAGGUCGCCCCGCAUAAUCUGCAAGACUGCCAGCUCAGAGAGCGCAGCUGGUUUGACGCUGCAGACCAAGUCUUCUCACUCAUGCUCGCGCCCAACUUUGGAAACCUCGCUGUGCGCGACCGUCUGAAGAAUGAGUCGCUCUGCGCGCCCACGCUGCGCAUGGCGUCGCGCCCAUGCGGCUUCGCGCCGACGCUGACGAGGCUCUUGGAGAAUCGAGCGGUAGCGCAUCUGCGCCAAAUGGGCAUCACCGCGGCACACUCGCACGGCCAGGUGGGCCACAACAACGCAUGGGCAACGGCCAGGAUCUUUGACAAGGAUGCCGCCCUUCGCGUGAUCGACACAGCUUUAGUCGACCUUCUCCUCCUCUCGCACGCAGACAUGGUGGUGACCAGUGCUGGCUUCAGCACCUUUCCCAAGGCGGCCGACAUGAUGAGCGGCGCCAGGGCGCUGGCCUCCGCUCUGCGCGUCAACGGGGUGCUGAAAAACCUCGACCUCGGCGAAAACGAGAUCGGCGACGAGGGCGCGAAGGCGAUCGGCGGCGCUCUCGCAGUCAACGGGGUGCUGACCACCCUCAACCUCGCCAACAACCAGAUCCGCGACCAGGGCGCCGCUGCGAUCGCGGAAGCGCUGCGCGGCAACGGGGUAUUGACCGAGUUGCAGCUCGGCGCGAACUAUAUCGGCGGCGAGGGCGCCAAGGCGCUGGCCUCCGCUCUGCGCGUCAAUGGGGUCUUGACCAGCCUAAACCUCCAGAACAACUUCAUCCGCGACGAGGGCGCGACCGCGAUCGCCGAGGCGCUGCAGGGCAACGCGGUAUUGACCUCCUUGGACGUGAGCUACAACAGCUUGACCGAGGAGGCGGCCCUCGGCAUCGUGCGCGUCGAGCGGCAGCGCAACAAACUCACCUCGCUGGGCUUGAGUCGCUGCAGCAUCGGCCCAACUGGCGCCGCAGAGAUCGCCGAGUACGUGUCGGGCAGCGGGGUGCUGAAAAACAUCGACCUCAGCUACAACAGUUUGGGCGAUGAGGGAAGGAAAGCGAUUCACGAUGCGGUGAGCGGGCGGGAAGGGUUCGAGCUCUUGAUGUGA